ACAGUCACCACCGGAAGUAUGUUCUCACUGCCGCAGCAGUAAUUUAAUAACAAUCCUCCAUUGUUACAUCCUCUGUCAAACAGUGGAACCUGUGUUUGUACAGAAAAAUCUGUGUGAAAUUUUGGCCAGUUAUUCUUUAUGAAAGUUUAUCCUGAUAAAUAUAUUAAUGUUAGCUUAGCAUAAUGUUAGCAUGGGGAAACAGAGACACUUGAUGGAGAUCAGAUCGCGUUUGUGAAAAAAAAAUGCUGCAGUGAUUAAAGAAAAGAUAAAGUGAAAUGGAWGAACCAGACUGUCCAACUGGAGAGCGGGAUUUUUCUCUGUUUGGAGACGUCCAGCAGCUGUUGAUCAAAGAGGAGUUUCCUCCUGAGCAGCAGAACUGGUGUCCCAGUCUGGACCAMAAGCCCCCACAGAUUAAAGAGGAGGAGGCUGAUAUCACAGAGUUUAUAUUCAGGCCUGCCAAUGUGAAGAGUGAAGAGGAUGAAGAGAAACCUCUGUCUUCAGAGCUUCAUCUCAACCACACUGAGGAGAGCAGUGUCUCUGUAAGAAGUCCAGAACCAGACGUCCAGCAGCUGCUGGUGGUCAAACAGGAGCUUCCUCCUGAGCCAAAGAACUGGAGUCUCAGUCUGGACCAGGAGGACCAGAAACCCCCACAGAUUAAAGAAGAACAUGAGGAGGCUGAUGUCACAAAGUCUAUGCUCAGCCUUGUUCCUGUGAAGUGUGAAGAUUACGAAGAGAAACCUCAACUCUCACAGCUUCAUCACAGUUUGUCUGAGGAGAACAAAGACCCUACAGGGAAACCAGAUCCAGAUGAAGGUUUAGAAUCAGAUCCUGAAGACAAAACGUCAGAUUCUUCAGAGACAGAUGUCAGUGAUGGAAACUGGGAGGACAGCAGCAAAGCUCAGAUAGAGUUAAACGCUACAAAAACAAAGGAAGAGUCUGCAGGUGGUAAUAGUGAUGAGACUGAGAAAAAGUUGCAUAGCUGCACAGAAUGUGGUAAAAGUUUCAAAUUCAGGAAAUACCUCUUGAUACAUCACAAAAUCCACACAGGAGAAAAACCUUUCAGCUGCACUGUCUGUAAAGCAGCUUUUAAAAAGAAAUACACCUUACUGACCCACAUGAAAAUCCACACUGGAGAAAAACCUUUCAUCUGCUCAGUCUGCAAAGCAGCCUAUUCAGUGAAAUCCAACUUAGUGAAACACAUGAGAAGCCACACAGGUGAGAAACCUUUCAGCUGCUCUGUCUGUGGCCUUUGUUUCACAGUCAAAGAAAGUCUAAAUUGUCACAAAAGACAUCACACCGGGGAAAAACCUUUCAGCUGCUCUGUCUGCAAAGCAGCUUUUAGAUUAAAACCUUACCUGAACGAACACUUGAGAAUCCACACAGGUGAGAAACCUUUCAGCUGCUCCAUCUGUAACCGGUCUUUCAUGCGGAGAAAAACUCUAAACAAUCACAAAAAGCGCCACACCGAAGAAAGACCUUACACCUGCUCCAUCUGUAAGUCAACCUUUAAGUGGCGCAAUAGUUACUUGCGACAUGAAAGAACCCACGCAGAGGAAAGACCAUUCAACUGCUCCAUUUGUAAAGCAGGUUAUAUAAGAAAACGUGAUUUAUCCAGACACCACACAAGACAACACAAGCAAAAGUGAACACAAGUCAGAUUUUUAUUAAUAAAUCAUGUUUUAAUCAUUAGAUAUUUGCUAUCCUGGGUUGUAGCAUCCAGAUGUGUGUAAAUGCUGUGCUUUGAAUAUAAAACAUAAUCAGUAAUUUUAAAAUAUGAGAAAGAAUACUCACAAGUGCCAAAUAUGGAUAACAUUCCAGCAAGAUCACCCCAGAGUAAGACUGUGUAAUUUGUAGAAAAAUUUCYGGUGAGGUGGGGUCAGUGCUGAAUGAUGCAUGUUUUUUUUCCUCUGUACAUUCCAAUGUAUUAAAUAAUUUUAUUACA
Molecule: messenger RNA, 1942 nt
Organism: Austrofundulus limnaeus
Lineage: Eukaryota; Metazoa; Chordata; Actinopteri; Cyprinodontiformes; Rivulidae
Product: zinc finger protein 32
Exons: 3
Coding region: 276-1646 (456 amino acids)
Source: RefSeq, a predicted model, not a curated record